Messenger RNA from Oldenlandia corymbosa var. corymbosa, 2150 nucleotides. The record is from the annotation of a GenBank genome assembly. Lineage: Eukaryota; Viridiplantae; Streptophyta; Magnoliopsida; Gentianales; Rubiaceae.
CUGGUUUUCAUCUUCUUUUUGUCAUCAGUGAGCAAAGACACAUGUACACCUACCUUAGAAAACCUGUAUUCAAAAACAAAAAAAAAAAAAAAAAAGAAAAGAAAAAAACCUUGGAAAACCAGAAAAUAUAAACCAAGACACCUUGUUUGCAGCCUUUUUGAUGCAAAGCUCCAAAACAGGAUAACCUUCUCUGGUUUUCCUUGUGUAUCAAAUCAGCUAAGAUAAUGAAGAAGGCUAGCUCUUCAGGGGUCUUUAUUUGUAGUAUAAAUAUACUGCACAAACAAACCCUUCAUCACAACAACAAGAAAAAUCUGCAAAUUAACUAUUUUACAAGAGAAGAGUUCUUAGAGAGGAUUCAAGAUGUCAAGCACUCAAGGUCAAGUGAUACGCUGCAAAGCUGCGGUGGCUUGGGAACCAGGGAAGCCACUAGUAAUUGAAGAAGUGGAAGUAGCACCGCCACAGGCGAUGGAGGUUCGCCUAAAGAUAUUGUUUACCUCACUCUGCCAUACUGAUGUCUACUUUUGGGAAGCUAAGGGCCAGACCCCCAUUUUUCCCAGAAUAUUUGGUCAUGAGGCUGCAGGGAUUGUGGAGAGUGUAGGGGAAGGUGUGACAGACCUGAAACCUGGUGAUCAUGUGCUUCCUGUUUUCACAGGAGAGUGCAAGGAAUGCCGUCAUUGUAAAUCCGAGGAGAGCAACAUGUGUGACCUCCUUAGGAUCAACACUGACAGAGGAGUGAUGCUCAACGAUGGAAAGUCACGAUUCUCAAUCAAUGGAAAGCCGAUUUAUCAUUUUGUUGGAACUUCGACAUUCAGUGAAUACACAGUGGUACAUGUGGGAUGUGUUGCAAAGAUAGAUCCUGAAGCUCCACUUGAUAAAGUCUGUGUCCUCAGCUGUGGUAUCUCAACAGGUCUUGGUGCAACAUUAAAUGUUGCUAAGCCACCUAAGGGUUCAAGUGUUGCGAUUUUCGGGCUAGGAGCUGUUGGCUUGGCUGCUGCUGAAGGGGCUCGAAUUGCUGGUGCUUCAAGGAUCAUAGGGGUAGAUUUAAACUCAAACAGAUUUGAGGAAGCAAAGAACUUUGGAGUAACUGAGUUUGUGAACCCCAAGGACUACAACAAGCCAGUUCAAGAGGUAAGUGUUAUUUUGGCUUCAAUGUCUCUGAAAAAAGAAUGUUAACUAACCAUCUCAUAAUAUUAAUUCUUCCUUCAGGUCAUCGCUGAAAUGACAAAUGGUGGGGUUGAUCGAAGUGUGGAGUGCACUGGAAGUAUCAACGCGAUGAUUUCUGCAUUCGAAUGUGUUCAUGAUGUAAAUUCUUUAGUUCCUCUCUAACCUAUCUCCCUGAUUUCACAUUACAAAAAGCGAAAGAUAACUAACAAUCAUAGUUUCUGGCUAUUUCAUUGCAGGGAUGGGGAGUUGCCGUGCUGGUAGGAGUACCAAACAAAGAUGAUGCAUUCAAAACUCAUCCAAUUAAUGUCCUCAAUGAGAAGACACUCAAGGGUACCUUUUUCGGAAAUUAUAAACCACGAUCUGACCUGCCUUCUGUUGUCGAAAAAUACAUGAAAAAGGUUAGCACAUGAUUUGAGGAAUGUGGUUAUUUGAUUUUCAACCAACAGCAAGCUAUAAUAUUUGUAUCUUCCUUUCCAUUGUUCUUUGGAGAUGACUAAAAACUUGCAGCAGUAAACAGCUAGUAUUUCAUGCUCUCUGGGAGUGCAAACUUUCACAUCCAUCCAUGCACAAACUUGUAAUUAUUGACAAAUCUAUUUCGCUGAAAAAUUGUUGAGCUGGAGAAGUUUAUAACCCACGAAGUCCCCUUUUCAGAGAUCAACAAGGCAUUUGAAUACAUGCUAAAAGGGGAGGGCCUUCGAUGCAUUAUUCGCAUGUAAGCAUUGUGCAAUUUCCCAUAUGGUGUGAUCCAAGUGGUCUGCUGAGCUUGAUGUUAUGAUCAACAGUGUGCUAAGUGUGCCUGUGAACUAUAUGAUUUCAGUCUUUUUUCUUUCCUUUUUUUUUUUCCAAUUUUUUCCCUGUAAUGAUGUUGCAGUACUUGUACAACAAUAAUAACUGCGUAAUUUCUUUGUGAAUUAAGAUUGUCCUUUGGAAUCCUUUUGUAUUGAUUUGUGCUAUCUCACUGAAUUUCCAGACUAAAUUUUUGCUCC